GAGGCCGAACAGCUGCAGAAACACCUCCAAGAGAUGUCAGCUCAGCUUCGUACUUAUGAGGAUGCUCAGGCGGAGAAAGAGGCCCGGUUGCAGAAACACCUCUUGCUCCUCCAGGCGAGUCAGGAGAGAGAAAGAAGGAGCCUGGCUGCCAGCCUGGCUCAGGCUGAGGGACAUUCCCAGGACCUGCGGAACAAACUGGAAAGGGCCGAGCAGCAGCUGGAGAGCCAAACCAAGACUAAGAUGUGGACCAGGCAAAUCGAAGAGGCGCAACAGCAACUGCAGCAGGAGUUGGCAUGUACAGUAUCAGCCAUGCAGCGCCUGCAGAAAGAACGGGAGCAGUUAGACCAUCGCUGUCAGGAGCUGCAGAGCCAGCUGUCAGAGGCUGACAGGGAGGUGGGCAGGCUGCAGGAUCGGCUGAAAACAGAAGAGACACACUACUACAACCUGGAGCACUCAUAUGAGAAAGUCUGUGAGGAGCUGCAGGUGGCACUGGGCAAGGUGCAGCAGAGGGAGUCUGAAACACAGGACAUUCGGGAAGGCUAUGAAAGACUGCUGGACAGGAAGGAGCAGGAACUGAGUGAGGUGCUGCUGAAAAUGGAGGUCUUGGGUAACAGCUUAGAGGAGACAGAAGUGAAAUUGAGCGAAGUGAUGAGAGUUUGCACCUGUUCUUCUCCUAAGCUGAAGGAUAAAGACAGACAACCAACACUUGAGCCUCCAAGCUCUCUGUUGAUGAAGGUCUUCCAAGGAAACGACAGCAAUUCUCUGGAACAUGCAAGAACCCGUUCUCGCUCAGUGGAUGCAUCGUGCCAAUACAUUACCGCUGCCGGAGAUGAUCCAGAAAGAUUCAUGACUGUAAUCCAGCUGCUUGAAACUAAGCUGUUCAUCACCGAGGAAAAACUGAGAGACAUCACUCAGAGACUGGAGGAGCACCAGGGUCACGUCAGCUGCCAGGACCCCCACCUGUGGUCCCAGCUGACCCAGAGCCGCGCUGCGGCCCAGCACCUCAGCCUGCUACUCCACAGUCAGGCCAAGCAGAACCAGCGCUUCGCCCAGGAGACAGAGUGCUGCUGCAGGAUGCUAGUCGGAAGGUUUCAGGUGGCUCUGAACGUGGUCCAGGCCUGCAUGGAGAGACUUCAGGCCACUCCCGUCAACAUCCCCGACAUCGAGAGGCAUCUGGCCGGGGUCGCUGUCUGCCUUCAAAAAGGGGAGAAAGAGGCAGAGAGACUUCAGCAGGAAUCACGCAGUGCAAGCAAAGAAGAGGGCAAGAUCCUCAAUGAUGAGAAAUUAGCUGGAGUUGAAAGAGACAUUGUUUCUAAAUUUACCAACACCCAACCCUCACAUGAUAUGUCAGAUGUUGGGAAGUAUUUGAUCAAGGAGCUGUUUGUUGUAGAGAAAAUGGUUUCUGUCUUGCAGAAUCAAAAUGGGAUUUGUGAGUUAUCUGCAGUGAAAAAAGAGGAUAAAGGUGAUGUGGUUCAUAGUUACAAAAACUUCAUCUCUCAAAUCUUGAGCCUAAAAGCUGAAGAAAGGAUGGAGUCUAGGAGAACCGAAUGCGACAGCGAUCAGCUUCUAGAGAGCGUGAUUGGAAGGUUCUGUGCUGAAGCUGAGCUCAUUUACGCUGCUUUAAAACUUCAGCAACAGAGCGUGACUCAAGUGAACGGUCAUGAUCAAAGGGAAGGCCUGGCAGAUAUCAGCCCCUCUGAGUUGUCUUCUUAUGAGGAGCAAGUUAAAGGUUCAGACGAAGCUGUAAAAAAGUUGGGGGAAGCGAGAGAAAGAGGUUUGUUAGAGCGAAUUGUGUCUCGGCUGCAAAAGCGAGCUAAAUUCUUAAGCCAGGUUUGCCAGGAGCUUUCAGAUAACCACACACAGGUCCAAGAAGGUAUAAACCACAGUGGGGACAAUGUUUCUGAAGCUGAUCUGAUGUUUUUCCAGGAGCAGGUGAAGUUGAUUUAUUUAUCUGACAGGCUUUAUUCAGACAUAAAUCAAGAGUUUCAGCAAAGCAAGGCAUCACAGAACAAUCCCCAAGAUCUUUGCAAAGAGCAGGAGCUCAGCUGCUUGAUGCAUGAGCAGGAGGUGUUAAACGAUGCCUUAAACCAGCUUCAGGAGGACAACAGUGUACUGAGAGAGGAAUUGGAGCGAGCUACGCAGAAGAUAAUGUCAGUGGAUAUUGGAAACCAAAGACUCCUGGAAGACAUGCAGAAAAUUGAGGAUUAUCACAAGGAACAGAGACAGAAACUGGAAGCAGAGUUUCAAGAGAAGAUAAAGGAACUGCAACAGAUCCAUGAGGAGGAAAUGAAGCAGUUGCAUGGCUACUACUCCAAAUCUGGUGUUUGUAAAGAAAGACAGAACCAAUUCUGCACAGAGGAGGUUCCUCCUUUAACAGGAGGUACCUCCUCUGUGCCUGACCAGGCUGUCUCAGAGAGUAACGUAAAGGAGUUCAAAACCAUAGAAGCCGAUGGAGUCACUGUGAGAGAAGCUUACCUGAAAGAUCUGGAAAAGCUGCAGGCUUCAUGUGAUCUUGAGUUUGCUGCAAUGGAAGGAAUGCACAAGAAGGUUAUAAAGGACCUUCAGCAGGAGCAUCAAAAGCAGGUGGCUGAACUCCUGAAGGAGAAAGACCAGCUCCUGCAGGAGGAGACAGCUGCUACUAUGUCGGCCAUCGUAGCAUUGCGGCGAGCCCAUAAAAAGGAGCUAGAGAGAAGCAGACAAACUCAGCAGAUCAGGGAGAGUGGAGACAUCACUGAGCUCCAUGUGGAAUAUGAGAAGGAGAUCCAAUUAUUGCAGAGGGAGCUGGAGGUGCUGUCAGAUCAGCACACGAAGAAAUGCCUGGAAAACUCUCAGCUGAGCCAAGAGCUGCAGAAUGAGAGGGAAUCAGUGAUGCAGUACCAGAGAGAAAACCAGGAACUCAAACAGAAGAGAGAGCCAGAAGAAGUGACUCGGCUUCCAGGAAACCCAGCUCAGGUCGAUAACUUCUACCAGAUGGAAAUGACUCUGAGGGCAAAGGAGGCAGAGAUGCAGCAUCUCAGAGAGGAAGCUCUCUCUCUCAGGGGGGACUUAGAGCUUGCUCGAAUGGACAAAGUUUAUGCUGAGAAUAAACUGAAGGCCCUCCAUACAAACAACUACAAUGAAGCCAAGUUUGCCACUUGGUCUCCAAGCAGAGAUACUUCAGGGCACAGUGUUGAGGAUUCUGUGACACACAACCCAGCUAUCAAAAAGAAAGAGAAAUCAUCCUUCUUGCGUCAAAUACGGGGGUUCAGAUCAAGGAGUUUAAAAGACGGCCUUUCUACCCAAGAGAGGAAGAAGUUGUUUGAGUCAUCCUAAAUUUACAGA
Molecule: messenger RNA, 3321 nt
Organism: Girardinichthys multiradiatus
Lineage: Eukaryota; Metazoa; Chordata; Actinopteri; Cyprinodontiformes; Goodeidae
Product: myosin-16-like
Exons: 9
Coding region: 34-3312 (1092 amino acids)
Biological process (GO): actin filament organization
Cellular component (GO): actin cytoskeleton
Molecular function (GO): actin filament binding
Source: RefSeq, a predicted model, not a curated record